Molecule: messenger RNA, 4826 nt
Organism: Astyanax mexicanus (Mexican tetra)
Lineage: Eukaryota; Metazoa; Chordata; Actinopteri; Characiformes; Acestrorhamphidae
Gene: prss35
Product: serine protease 35
Exons: 3
Coding region: 161-1402 (413 amino acids)
Biological process (GO): proteolysis
Molecular function (GO): serine-type endopeptidase activity
Source: RefSeq, a predicted model, not a curated record
AUCGUGCGUGAAUGUGUGUGUGUGCACAGAGUGUGCAGUGUGUGUGUGCAGUGUGUUGGAGGGGGAAUGAGGAUCAGUGCUGUAUUUCCAGUCUGGACUGAGGAUUCACACAGACGCAGCACAGCGGCCUCCAGCCUGCAGGUGCAGGGGUGCAUGUGUGAUGGCGUCCAUACCCCUGAGCGUCCUGCUCUUCCUGUUUAUCCUCACUCCAGGUGUGUUCAGCAUAGGUGAGGAUGGGUACACCUGGCCUCAGAGGAAGCUUCCCCUCCUGCGCUUCAAACGGAGCAUCCGGUUGGACAGUUCCAGCUUCACUGCUGAGCGGCAGGCCGAGCUGCACGGGACCUGUGGGAUCGAGUGCCAGCGGGAACUUCCGAAGCCCAGCUUGCAGGACCUAGAGAACAUGCUGUCCUACGAAACCAUGUACGAAAAUGGCACACGAAUGCUAACCACAGUUAGCCUGCAGCAGGGCGCUGAGCUAGCUGCAAAUUCCUCCUCGUCCCCAUCUCGCCACAAGAGGGAGGUUUACGGCCCAGACACGCGGUUUACCAUCUCUGACAAGCAGUACUCUCUCAAAUACCCGUUCUCCACCUCUGUUAAAAUCUCCACUGGCUGCUCUGGAGUGCUAGUUUCCCCCAAACACGUGCUAACCGCUGCACACUGCAUCCACGACGGCACCGAUUACCUGAAGGGGGCGCAAAAGCUGAGCGUGGGAAUCCUCCGCAAGGGCAAGAAGGGCAAGGGCCGUGGAAAAGGAGGAGGGAAGAAAAGACAAGGGAAGGAUGGAGAGGAGGCACAGGAGGAAGAGGAGAGGAAAGGAGAGAAGAAACAAAAAGGGGAAAAGAAAAAGGCAAAAGGUCGGAAGAGCCGGAGCAAGCGGAGCACAAAACCCGAAAAAUCCUCCCUUCGCUGGACGAGGGUCAAGCAGACACAGGUGCCCAAAGGCUGGUUCAAGAGUGUGUCAGAUGGUGCCACAGCAGACUACGACUAUGCCGUGCUGGAGCUGAAGAGGGCACAGAAGAGCCGCCACAUGGACCUGGGCAUCAUCCCCUCUGUAAAGAAACUCCCAGCUGGCCGUGUCCACUUCUCAGGCUUUGAUGACGACAGGCCUGGAAACCUGGUGUACCGUUUCUGCUCUGUUUCUGAGGAGUCCAACGACCUGCUGUACCAGUACUGCGACGCCAAGCCCGGUUCCAGCGGUGCCGGAGUGUACGUGAGGCUGAAGGAGCCCGGCAGCAAGAGGAAGUGGAAGAGGAAGGUCAUCGGGGUGUUUUCAGGACACCAGUGGGUGGACGUGAAUGGGCAGCAGCAGGAUUAUAACGUGGCCGUGCGGAUCACACCGCUGAAGUUUGCUCAGAUCUGUCACUGGGUGCAUGGAGACUCUGGACAGUGUCAGAAUGCUUGAGGCACUGCCGAUGUAGCCAGAUGGACUGAACUCUCUUUACCCCACAAUUCCCAUUCACCUUAGCCUUUAACCACAGUGGGUUAAAGCACCCUGGAGCACCCCUGCCCUGCCCAUUUGAAGAUAAAUUCACGGGUAUAGGAUUGAAAUUGACGAAUAGGAUCAUUUUGCAUUUAUGAGACACAGAUCUGGGGCUGGAUUCAUGAAAGUGGAAUUUAAAAGAUCUUAAAACAUACAAUAUGUUUUAUAACUUAUUCAUUCAUACAGUACUUAUGCAUUCCCAUACCCAAUAUUGCCUAAUCAUACCCAUCCGUGUAUAUCUAUACCCAUCCAAUCUUAUCCAUACCCAUACUCAUCUAGAUUAUCCAUACCCAACCAUACCAUACCAUACUUAUCCUUUGACCAUCUAUACCCUCUUAUUAUUUAUACCUUUUCCAUUCCGUACCCAUCUAAAAAUGGUCAUUUCUAUUUAUACCCAUCCAUUUCAAUCCAUACCCAUCUAAACCCAUCCAUACCCAUCUAAACCUAUCCAUACUUAUUUGUACCCAUCUAUAUCAAUCCAUAUCCAUCUAAACCCAUCCAUACUUAUUUAUACCUAUCUAUAUCAAUCCAUACCAUCUAUAUCAAUCCAUACCCAUCUAAACCCAUCCAUACUUAUUUAUACGCAUCUAUAUCAAUCCAUACCUAUCUAUAUCAGUCCAUACCCAUCUAAACCCAUCCAUACUUAUUUAUUCCCAUCUAUAUCAAUCCAUUCCAAUCUAAUGUAAUCUAAUCCAAUCUACAUGUAUUUCCUCACCCAUACCCAUGUACCCAUAAUCUUCCACAAACAAUCCAUACUCAUACAUACCUAUUAAAAUUCAUCCAUGUAAUAUAAACUCAUCAUACUUAUCUAUACCCAUACCUAACUGUGCCUUAUCUACCAGUACUCAUCUAUACCCCUUCAUACCCAACUGUACUGAUAUAUACCCCUCCAUACACAAUCAUAACAAACUAUGCCCACAUGUUUGGAAGAUUUUCUUCUUAACACACUUUUCAUGAAUUCAGCUUCAGAUUUCUUCACAACAAUAGGAUCCUUUUAAUUCAGGUUUUGAUAAAAAAUAUAUAUAUAUACAUCAUGCAGGGUAAGGGGACUCCAGGUACACCAGGUCCAGGAUUGUAAACAUCUACCGUCAACCACCGCAACCCCCACUACACUGCUUCAUGUGGCGGAAUCGCUUCUUCAAACAGCAACACAGUGUGGAUUUAUCCAGCAGAGAAGAUGAAUGAUGGAGAAGAUGGCGAAAAGCUAUCAGGCGUGAUGUAUAUUUUGUUGGUGGCCUUGUGUUAUUUAUCACCCAGAAGCCUCGAUUGAUGUUCACAACUAGGCUGUUGGUCACAGCAAUUCCUCACUUUUUAUUUUUUCUGUAAAAGACUGUUACCACCUUAUUGCUGAAAACAUUAAUUUAUUUUAUUUUGUAACUAAAUCUAGCUAUAAAAGUGCUUUUAAUUGGAAUAAAUUCCUGGCUGCAGUAGGAUAGUUAGACUAUAGACCUCGCAUUGCGGGCUCAGUGAUGCCCCGCCGAAGCUUCUGAAUGCAGCUUGGAUGCCUUUAUUUUGAGAUGGCUUAGGAAUGAGUUUGCUAGAUUUGGUUCAGUGACCCAGAAAAAAAAUAGUUUUUCUGAGUGGGAAAUCUUUGGUAUAUAUAUUUGGUAUUUAGGUUUUUAAAGGAAUAGUUCAGUGAAAAUUUAAUUUACACAGAUUUCCUUUUACCCCAAUUGUAGCCAAUUAGCUAAAUACUAAACAUAAAUAUGGUGUCCAGAUUUUGCUUCUUUAGAUUAGUACUGAAACUACAAGGCUAAUGUGGCUAGCUAACAAACUGUAACAGAAUAUUAACACCCCUUUAAACCCAAAUGCCUUAGUGUGCUAAUAGCUACACAAAACAUUGAAAGAGACAUUUUAUCAUGAUCAUAUCACAUAAAUCUGUUAAAUACCAGUAGUCGCUAUGUUUGUUGUUUCACUGACUGUUGCUGUUGUUAGCAAUGUAGCCUUUUGCUACUUUUGUUAGCUAGCUAAUGAAAUUGUAUUAGUAUCACAUCACUAUAUUAUAAUGUACACUAUCAAUAAAUGUCUAUUUUCAUACAUAAGGUGCACCGGAUUAAAAAUCGCAUUAUGUCACAUUAAAACUGUAAUUCCUAAAAAAAAAACUAAAAAAACAAUGAGUCGAACGAGCAUUUGAUGUUAAUCUACACAGAUUUCUCUCCUGAAAACUGUUUAUUUGGGUGAGUAAAGCGCUUACUACAUUUAUUCGCAGUAAGCUUAGAUUUCCAGAAUUUCACUAAGGCUGGGUGUAGCGGCAUUAGCAUUAGCGGCUUAUCGCUAGCGCUAGCAGGACGUACAUGCCGUCUGACAGCGCUCCACUGAGGAACCCUGAGUGUCCCGGUAAGCCAGGCAGAUAUUAGCUAGCAGUUUUUCCCAUGUUGCUCACUUGCUACCUCUUUAUACCCAUCUAUUUCAAUCUAUACCCUCCUAAACCCAUCCAUACCAUACAGGUAUAGGUGUGGACACAGGCUACAGUCCAAUAUACUCAUCUCUGAACGACAAAAAAGCUAGCACUUAGCAUGGUUAGCGGUUAAUGCUAAUGCUGCUCCGGCAGUGCUAGCCUUCGUUAUUAGCAGGCAACAGGCAAAUAAUACUUACUUCUGAACAGUAAAAGAAUUAGCACCUAGUAAUAAGAUAUAAUAUAAUAUAAUAUAAUAUAAUAUAAUAAAAUAUAAGAAAUAAAUAUAAAAUCUUCCUUGCUUGUUUAUAACUAUAAAAUCAUAUGUAUGAAUAUUUUGAGCACUUUUUUGUGAUUAUUAGCUAGCUACAGUUGCCACAUAGCUCAAUUUCUAAGCUAAUGCUGCACUGAAUUUGAACUCAAAUGUAGAAAUUUAAUAGUUCCAAUAAAAAGUAAAAUUUUAACUGGAACACCAUUAACUCGCAGCCUAAAGUAGCAAAAUUUGGACACCACAUAAAAAUCCUCUUUGACGGACUGCAGCUGGGGUAACAGAGAAAAGUCAAUAAAUUAUAUUUUCAAUGAACAUGAUUUUUUUACUUUAAUAUUUUAUAUUUGUUUUUAUUUUAUUAUUGUUUGUGUUUUUAGAUCAAAAUAAAUAAAUGUUUAACAGAAUAGUCAGCAUUCUAAACAAAAACUCUUUCAGUCACUGCUGAACUACAAUGUAGAGGUAAAUAUUGGUAUUGUUAUUAUUGAUGUUAAACUGUUUUAUAUAUAUAUAUUUCCUGGGCGUUUGUCAGUUUGGUAACGCAAGGUUUCGCCCACAAAUGCAGGUGCUCAUGUUGACUCUUGGUGCUAAUUUAAUGUCUAAUAUUAAAGUUAUCAAUGUAUAUUUGCAUAGUGUACUGUAUAAGUGUAAGUAUUAAAUGUGAGGUUCAACUGAUUGAUUCAAAA